GCUUCAUACCCGAGCAAGCGUCGUGACAAAAAUGAUUGGUGGGCUGUGAUGAAAGUUAAAGGUAGACCCGUUGUUGAAGUAUCUCAAACGUCUUCAAAGACAUAUGAACCUUUUCAAGAAGAUGACAUAGAUUAUGCUGAAGUAAAUAUCGAUGAUAUUAAUCAACAACACUGCCUGAAUGAUCCUAGCGGAGGAAUGACUGAGAUUCAUGAUGACGUUUCGACAGAGGAAGACGAAUUCCUUAGUGACCCUGAUUCUAAUGCAGAUGCAGACGGUGAUAAUGAGUACAAUUCAUAUGAAUCAGACUAAAUUCAUCUAUAUACUAAAGAAGUUUGGAGUUGUAUAUUUUUUUUAUUACUCAAUGAGGGGACAUGGAAGGGUUAGCAAGCCCAGAGGACGGGUUCAACUUCCUGCAAGUGCAAGUCAAGAGGACGCGGAUACAGAUGACGGACAAGAGCAUGAGGCGCAUAUACCACGCGCACCGACGGGACUUGGGGAUAUGGAACUUCAGAUAUGGGUACCACUUGCAUCCAGUGUACAGCCAUCUCAUAUAGAUCGAUCAUAUACACCAGUUACACCAUCUGCCGAUGCACAGCUUCCCCGUCCCCUUCCACCACCUCACCGUCACAGUUUACAUCCUCACCACCCUACUGCAGCUCCACGACCACCGGUAUCACAUACACAUUCACCUCAUUCUGCAUCCCCUUCUGGUACUACAUCCGCUAGAGGGACAGGAUCUGCAUCAGCAUCUACUCCAUCAUCUACUCCAGCAUCAGCUGCAUCGACCACUGCUGUAGGCGGAACACAGUCAUUCCGACAGACUAUUUCACUCAUUAACAACAAUUUGCAUCCGUCGGAGAUGUGCAGCCGCAGGAUAACUCUGAUAGUGAAAGAAAGAUUGGUCGAGGAAGGCCACUGUUGGAAGACUGUGCCCAAUGAAAUCAAGGAUUUUUAUUGGCAGGAAUUCAAGAAAUACUUUCUAUGGGACCAAGCAAUUGACAGCUUGGUAAAAAUUGCCUGGCAGAAAAAGGCAGCUGAGCGAUACAGGGGCUUAAUGUGGGAAAUCCGGAAAGGAAAGGCGAAGAAUCUUGCAACCCCUGAUUAUGCGCAGUGA
This is a messenger RNA of Manihot esculenta (cassava), 1114 nucleotides long. RefSeq lists its product as uncharacterized. The transcript has 5 exons. The record is from RefSeq and is a predicted model, not a curated record. Lineage: Eukaryota; Viridiplantae; Streptophyta; Magnoliopsida; Malpighiales; Euphorbiaceae. Bases 209 to 1114 code for a protein of 301 amino acids.